Bacillus rossius redtenbacheri is the source of this 1680-nucleotide messenger RNA. RefSeq names its product outer dynein arm-docking complex subunit 1 (gene Ccdc114). The record is from RefSeq and is a predicted model, not a curated record. The coding region runs from base 34 to 1401 and encodes 455 amino acids. NCBI's taxonomy places the organism in Eukaryota, Metazoa, Arthropoda, Insecta, Phasmatodea, Bacillidae. The transcript is spliced from 9 exons.
GCUGACAGCAUACACCCAGAGCGCGAGGACAAGAUGGCGGCUCGGCUGGCCCACGAGGACCUGGACGUGCGCCAGAUGGCCGAGGCGGAGCUGGCGAGGCUGCAGCGCCAGUGUCGCAUCAUGGAGGGCGACCGCCGCGCCUACAGCGAGCUGACGAGGCACCUCCUCGCCAAGCAGAGGGAGAUGGUGCGUGUGCUGGAGCGCGAGAGGGCGGCGGUCGCGGGCAAGCUGAGCUCGGCGCGGGCGGACCAAGAUGGCGGCCGGCACUCCGAGGGCAGGGCCCGCGCCAAGGAGCUCCUGGCGCUCGCCGACAAGCACGAGGCCAGCAUCCGCGCCGAGAAGGCGCAGGUGGCGGAGCUGGAGGUGCAAAUACAGAAGCUGGAGAAAGAGAUCUUGGAGCUGAAGAAGACCGACGUCAGCGACAGGCAGAGCUUCGAGCUGAGCAUCGAGUCGCAGAAGAACAUCAAAAGUCUCGAGAAUCGUCUCGGAGUGGCGACCGUGAAGUUCAACAAGAUGCUGGCCGACAACUCGGCGAUGCGCGAGGAGAUCGACCACCUGCUGAAGGAGCGCGGCCACUACAACCAGCUCCAGCAGCGGCUGACCGCGCGGCUGGCCGCGGGCAAGCGGCUGGUCGUCGACCUCAUCGAGCAGGCCACGCUCGCCUACGACCAGAGGGAGGAGGCGCAGAGCAAACUGCAGGCGCUGAAGGAGCGCGGUCGCACGGACGUGUUCGUGCACAGCCAGGAGAUGAGGGAGCUGCAGAGGCAGCUGGACCACGACUCCCGGCUGCAGGAGUUCCUCUCCGUCAAGGGGCAGACCCGCGUCAUGGCCGACCUGGAGGAGAGGGAGAGGCAGCGCAAGCAGAGUGAGAAGGAAGCUCAGGAGCAAAUGAUCGCCACCUAUCAGGAAAUACUUCGGAAGAUUAAGGAAUGCUGCAACGAGACGGACGUGGAGAAACUUUCCGCCCACUACGCCAAGCAAGAAGAAGAAAACUUCACAAUUUUCAACUAUGUUAAUGAACUAAACAAUGAACUGGAGGUGCUGCAGGACCAGGCCGGCGAGCUGCAGAAGAAGAUCGACGAGCACCACGCGCAGAGCCGGGAGCGCGCCAGCCGCCAGCGGGACUCGGCGGACCAGCUUCGCCGCGACCUGGGCGUGGCGCGGCGGGCCGCCGAGGACAGCCGCCUGGCCGCCGCCGCCUCCGAGGGCCUGCUGGCGCGGGUGCUGCGCGCCGUCGAGAACGUGUUCAACUUGGUGCGGUGCGACAACGCCCCGGUGCUGCAACUCCUAGGUCACAACUCCCACGUGACGUCACACAACGUCAUGCUCUACCUGGGCGUGAUCGAGUGCCGCAUCUCCGAUCUGGUCCGGCUGGUCGCCGGCCAGCGGCAGCUGGAGUGAGGGGUCGGGUUCCGGAACAUCCGCCCGCGGGCGGUCAACCACAAAAGCCGGUCGCCGAGCGGUUUCUACGGCGUGUCCCACGCUUUAGUCUGCAGUACAGAGAAUAUGGUACCAACUGCUGCUAGAGUGAUACUACCCGGCUUUUUAACUUCAUGUUAUUAUUCUUUAUGCCAUAUUUUAUUAUAGUUAGUUUUAAUUAUUGACGUGACGUCUAGUAAUUCGAUGAAAGACAGCUGCACGCACGAAAAAGUGUCCCGUAACGCACAUUGCCCCGUUACG